UCGCCGGUCCUCCGUCCCACCCACCUCGCCGCUGCCGGGAGCCCGGGGAGCCGCCGCUGCCGGUCGCGCGCGCCACGGCCAUGUCCGAGCACAAGAAGCAGCGGACGAAUCUCCAGAGGUCUACAAAUGUGGUCUACCAAGCUCAUCAUGUUAGCAGAAGUAAAAGAGGACAGAUUGUGGGCACAAGAGGUGGAUUUCGUGGCUGUACAGUAUGGCUAACAGGUCUUUCUGGUGCUGGUAAGACAACCAUUGGAUUUGCACUUGAAGAGUAUCUUGUGUCUCACGGCAUCCCUUGCUACUCCCUUGAUGGGGAUAACAUUCGCCAUGGGCUCAACAGAAAUCUUGGAUUUUCUGCUGAUGACCGAGAAGAAAACAUCCGACGUAUUGCUGAAGUUGCCAAGCUGUUUGCUGAUGCUGGCUUGGUUUGCAUAACUAGUUUCAUUUCUCCUUACUCAAAGGAUCGGGCGAAUGCACGGAAGAUUCAUGAAACAGCCGGGCUCCCCUUUUUUGAAAUUUUUGUGGAUGCACCUCUGAACAUCUGUGAGAGCAGGGAUGUGAAAGGCCUGUACAAGAAAGCACGAGCUGGAGAAAUCAAAGGUUUUACUGGCAUUGACUCAGAAUAUGAGAAACCAGAAGCACCUGAACUUGUACUGAAAACCAACAUCUAUUCAGUGACUGAAUGCAUUCAGAACAUUGUAGAGCUCUUACAAGAACAGAACAUUGUUCCUCCAACUGCAAUCAAGGAUGUUCUUGAACUGUUUGCACCAGAAAAUAAAAUUGAACAAGCACGGGCUGAAGCCAAUACCCUGCCUUCUGUAAAAAUCACCAAGUUGGAUCUUCAGUGGGUUCAAGUCCUAAGUGAAGGUUGGGCCACCCCAUUGAAAGGGUUCAUGCGGGAGAAAGAAUACUUGCAAGUUAUCCAUUUUGGCACCUUGCUUGAUGGGGGUAGAGUUGAUAUAUCCAAGCCUGAUGGUGUUAUUAACCUGAGCAUUCCCAUUGUGUUGCCUGUAUCUACUGAAGACAAAAACCACCUGGAAGGUUGCAAAGCAUUUACACUGGAGUACAAUGGGAAGAGGGUGGCAAUACUGAAAAACCCAGAAUUUUUUGAGCACCGCAAGGAAGAACGCUGUGCACGUAUUUGGGGGACCACGUGUGCAAAACACCCACAUGUGAAAAUGGUGAUGGAGAGUGGAGACUGGUUGGCCGGUGGGGACCUCCUUGUACUAGAGAGAAUCAAAUGGAAUGAUGAGCUGGACCAGUACCGUUUGACACCCUUGGAACUGAGGCAAAAGUUUAGAGAAAUGAAUGCUGAUGCAGUGUUUGCUUUCCAGCUGCGCAAUCCUGUCCACAAUGGGCAUGCUCUGCUGAUGCAGGACACCAAGCGCCGCCUGUUAGAACGAGGCUAUAAGCAUCCCGUGCUGCUCCUGCACCCUCUCGGUGGUUGGACCAAGGAUGACGAUGUGCCCCUCGAGUGGCGCAUGAAGCAACAUGCUGCUGUGCUGGAGGAGCAUGUUUUGGAUCCCAAGUCCACAGUAGUUGCUAUUUUCCCUUCUCCAAUGCUGUAUGCUGGACCAACAGAGGUUCAGUGGCACUGCAGGGCUCGAAUGAUUGCUGGGGCCAAUUUCUACAUCGUGGGUCGGGAUCCAGCAGGUAUGCCCCACCCAGAGACAAAGAAAGAUCUGUAUGAGCCCACACAAGGAGGAAAGGUGCUCAGUAUGGCUCCGGGACUGACCUCUGUGGAAAUCAUCCCCUUCCGAGUAGCUGCAUACAACAAAGUCCAAAAAGCGAUGGUUUUUUAUGAUCCAGACAGACACCAUGAAUUUGACUUCAUUUCCGGCACACGGAUGAGGAAGUUGGCCCGUGAAGGUGAAAAUCCCCCUGAUGGAUUCAUGGCACCGAAAGCAUGGAAAGUGUUGACAGAAUACUACAUGUCACUGGGAAAAAAUAAUUAAUUCUGCUUUUGCCCAUAGGUGGCUUUGUUUAAAGAUGCUCCCCUACUGAUUUAUAUGCCAUUAUUGUACUACAUCUGCUCUGGAUUUUUCUGCUUUCCUUGUGGGCAUUUUCUCACUGAGCCAAACACUGGCUCUGGCCCAGCUUUCCCCCCUCUGGAAUUAAUAGGAAAUUUCCUCUUCAUUUCAAAGGAAAGCCAUAGAAGAGGUUUUAUGAUAGAAAAAAAAAAUAGAUCUAGAUUAUGGAAAUCCAAAGCCAUAUUGUAAUUUGUCACAGACCUGGUAAAAGAGGUUUUUUUAAUGUGCAGCUGAAAGCUAGCAAACUAUUUAUCUUUCUUCUUUGAUGUGUGCAGUUGAGUGCAUAGAGCAAGUAAGUGAUCAAGGAUAGAAGUCUGUUUCUUUUCCUUUUUUUAAGAGGCAGCAGACUGAAAGCUUGGCUUCUGCCUCAUUUUGCUUGACCUUCCAUUCCCAUUUUUGUCAUUUCAUGUCCCACUCUUGUUGUCCUUCUAAUUAUGAUGGGUGUUACUUAAUAUUUGCCCUGCCCAAGCAUUAAUCUCUCUUACUAUGGACAAGAAGCCACACCAGCUUUCUCUCGCCAUUUCAGGUUAUAAAAGGCUGACCAGGCUUUAGACUGGUUGUUUUCAAACAGUUCCAAGGGAAUUUGGAGGGUUCUGGGAAGUUUAUAGGGAAUUGGCAAUGAUGGCUGCAGACAUUUUGUUGCCUGAGACAGAGCAGCAAGAAGGUUGCUCCCCCAGUCCCUGCCACAAGGCCAAUGAACUUUUUGGGGUGCCUGUGAGAGCAAAGUCACAAGCCAUAGCAGCACAAUAAUAAUAACUCAAUUUGCUGCCCUUUCAUGACACUCAAAAUAAACUCCUUGAGGUAGCUACCUCACUCUGCUUAAUGGGAGAAAUGUCCCUGAUAAACUUGCAUCAGUGGAUAAACCUAACAUUAAAGACAGCACGUUCACUUCCACCCCUUUCCCCCCCUGAUCUGGUCUUACUGGGGAAUUGAGAGUGUUUUUCUAGAGUACAGUUGCAGUUCCAGUAUUGCAAAUGUGAGGCCCAAAAAUCUAGGUCCAUAUCCCACAUGAACAGAGUAGAAGAAAUUGUCCCAGAAUCCUCUGCAGCACAUUGGACUUCUAUGGCCUGCGUUGAUCUGAGAAAGGUUCCCUUUCUCAGGCAUUUGAUGGCCACUGAUUCAGAGUCAUUUACCCUGAUCUGAAACUAUCAAGAAAAGAAACCCUAAUUCUCGGGGGUCUCUCUCCCUUUCAGUUCACUACAGAAAAGUAUUUUGCUCUUGAGAAGUCAGGUGCUGAGAUGUUUGUAUAAAUCAUAGUGCCAGAUAGCUUAGUUCUGCCUUAGCUUUUACCUUCAGUGGGUUCUUAAUUCUGGAAAUUGUCUGCACAAGGACCUUGUUCAGCAAAAGGAGUUACAAACAGCCUGGGCCAGGGCAUGAAUGCAACUGUGAAGUCUCCAAGGAAAAAAGAACAGAGAGUUGUGCAGGACACACAGCUCUUUAAAGCUCUUUGUUUUCUUAAUCUUUAACUGAUUUGAUUCUGCAUGUUUAAUCCUUCUCUAUACAAUCAUGAGGAUGACAAAAUCUCAACAAACCAAAGGCAAGAUUUUGACGACUCAACAUUCUGGGCUGCAUUCCAUAUUCUGUGCUUGAUAAUACGCAGAAAAGACCUUUUAGCAGUAGUAACUUUUUUUCCAGACUAUUAGUAGAGUUCAUUGGCAAGGCUCCCACCUGUGUUUUUACCUCGAGCACGAAUGCUGAUGUGGUUUGUCAUAGUGUGCCUUUGUGAACGUUGUCUUCUGUUUUACAAAGACAAAGUCUGUGACCAGCUCAUAGUAGGACUGUGAAGUAAUACUUCUAAGCUGGUGUCAUGUCUUAGUUAAGAGAGAGAUUAAUUAAAUUCUCCAAAUCACCAACUCCAGUGGUCUUAGAUAAGCCAUUAUUUUCUCUGCCUAUGCAACAUGAUUAGUACUUGUUAAUACUUGUCUAACUUACAGGGUUGUUUUAAGGAUGAUUGAGAUUAUAAUAUAUAUGAGAUGCUUUGAAUACUCAGUGGUACUAUAGACUUGCUAUGAUUACUUUUUCACCUCUCCUGCUGGUGCUAGUCCGAAAUAGGUCCUCCCUAUGUUCUCAGAGCGGGGGGUCACAGCAUCCUCUAGUGCAGGACCAAAAGAAUGUUUUUUCUUAAUACAUACAGGGAUGUGCAGACAUUGUAAAGUCCAUUCCAUCUGUGUUUUUUCCAUGAUCAGGUACCUUCCUUUCCAUCAUCCACUCACUGAAUCAAAUUUUGCAUCAAUGCAUGCACAUGCAUUUAAGUAAAAUCAUACUCUCCAAAAUACAGGCUUAGUCCAUGUUUCAUUUUUCAUAUUUUGUUAUGGCUAACUUUGCAUAAAAUUACAGAGAAAAUUAGAAAAAGAUUUGCAAAUUUAUGGAUUAAAGCAAUUCAGGAAAAAACAGACCACUGGAGGAUCUGUGGGUUGGAUGCUUAGAAAUCUGAACUCUAUUGAAGAUUUCUCUGCUAGCCCUAUAACCCUAUUAUAACCCAUAUAGCUGGGUUAUAACAAAACACAGAACAUUAUCCAAUGGCCUGUUGACUCUAUCCUCCAGUGCGAGCUGAUCCCACAGUGGAGUGGGGAUUCCAUCCUUCUCUGCUAGUGCCCCCCUAAGUUGUGGAGAAGCUGGGCUACUCCAAGAGAGUACAUAGGGAUUGCGGUAUUUACAGAGCUUCACAACAUUUUUUCAAAGCUCUGCCUUCCAUCUUUUCUAGAAAGGAACCAUUUCUCAAAGGUUGUGGUGUAAUAUUGCUAUUUUCUGUACAGUUAUGCAACAAAUACAUUUUUACAUUCUUGAAACUGCAUUUGAGAAUUCUUUAAAAAUGUUUCUAGCAUUUAACACUUUGGGGUCUUUAGGACAAAAGAAUA
Molecule: messenger RNA, 4885 nt
Organism: Varanus komodoensis (Komodo dragon)
Lineage: Eukaryota; Metazoa; Chordata; Lepidosauria; Squamata; Varanidae
Gene: PAPSS2
Product: 3'-phosphoadenosine 5'-phosphosulfate synthase 2
Exons: 13
Coding region: 81-1952 (623 amino acids)
Biological process (GO): sulfate assimilation; 3'-phosphoadenosine 5'-phosphosulfate biosynthetic process
Molecular function (GO): ATP binding; adenylylsulfate kinase activity; sulfate adenylyltransferase (ATP) activity
Source: RefSeq, a predicted model, not a curated record